AUGGCUCUUUGCACCAAUCUUCGCGCCUUGAAGCAGCCAGCACUGCCCAACCUCAGUAUCAAGCCCAAGAACAAGACUGCCGGCAGCGGCCCCAUCAUCACUACCCUCACCGCUGCUUUCGCCGGGGACGAAUGGAAUCCCAAUUCCUCGAGCGAGGACACCAAGGUCGCAUAUAGCAACGACAAGCUCCUCCCUCCCGCGGCAGCCUUCUCCGCGGCAUCCACCGCAGCAGCCGAUGACACUUUCAGCCCGACCAUCAACCAACGAUGCUGCUUUUGCGAUCAGCUGCCGGAGGGCACGAUGAUCCUUUGCGACGGCGCCCACUGUAGCUACAAGUGGUUGCAUGCGCGCUGUCUGCGAUGGAGCAAGCGUGCAAUCAAGCGCCAGCGGCAGCGCGAAAAGGAUUGGUUCUGCGAGGAGUGUGCCGAGGCAGCUAAGAUGAGGCAGGGUGGGUUGGGGAAGAUAUAUCGCCAGAAGAUGCAAGCGGAGAGAUGGGGGAAUGACGAGGGUCUUCUAGAUGUGAGAGUCGAGAAGAGGUGUAGGGAGCAGAGGGCGGGUAAUGUGUGCGGAUGGCUCUUAUGCAUGCCGAAGUAA
Messenger RNA from Cyphellophora europaea CBS 101466, 594 nucleotides. RefSeq lists its product as uncharacterized. The record is from RefSeq and is a predicted model, not a curated record. NCBI's taxonomy places the organism in Eukaryota, Fungi, Ascomycota, Eurotiomycetes, Chaetothyriales, Cyphellophoraceae. The transcript is spliced from 2 exons. The coding region runs from base 1 to 594 and encodes 197 amino acids.